AAUGCUCGAUUCAAGUUAAUUAAUGCGGUGACAUCCUUGGAAAAAGUGGAAAUAAUAAUAUUCGGAUCUAUUUUAUGUGUACAUAUAUAUGUAUUAUUUGUGGCAAAUUAUUUUGGACAGGACAUCAUAGAUAGCAGCAGUGGCAUGUGUCAAGCGACGUAUAAUGCACAGUGGUAUGCUGCGCCAUUAGGUAUACAAAAGUUGAUACUACUCAUAAUACAAAGAAGUAACAGAAGGUGUACUGUAUUAAUUGGAGGUUUAUUUGACGCGUCGUUAGAAGGUUUUAAUUCGCUCGUCAGUAUGUCUCUAUCCUAUGUUAUGGUACUUCAAUCCGUAGGAACACACAAAGAAAGUGAAAAGAAGUAAUAAUUACGUUUUAAAUAUCCGAGUCGUAGGUCUUGAAUAUGUACAGUA
This is a messenger RNA of Vollenhovia emeryi, 414 nucleotides long. Its product is annotated as odorant receptor 43a-like. The transcript is spliced from 3 exons. Gene Ontology annotation, cellular component: plasma membrane. Gene Ontology annotation, molecular function: odorant binding; olfactory receptor activity. The annotation marks the transcript as partial. Lineage: Eukaryota; Metazoa; Arthropoda; Insecta; Hymenoptera; Formicidae. The record is from RefSeq and is a predicted model, not a curated record. Gene Ontology annotation, biological process: detection of chemical stimulus involved in sensory perception of smell; sensory perception of smell.